AGAGCCUCAAUUAGAUUCUCUCGGCAAACAGCUAUUAUCUCCACUUCAGGCGGGUUAUCGUCUCUAAAACUACAUUAUUCUCCUCUAAACUUUUGACUUGUGACUUCGUUUCUUCACGAACACACUGCGGACAUAUCUCUCCAGAUCCCCGGGUUUAUUUCCAGUUCCUCGUCCCAUCAUGUCUCAGAACUACCCGUACAGACCUCCGCCCGCCGACUCCAAUCUCAGACCCGUUCCUGGACCGUACGGAUCUUCAGAUCGACGCUACGCCUCCUCUUCCACCACCCUGUCUUCUUCAGACUUUUACAGGCCGCCUCCAGAGUCCAUCCUGCCUCCUCCCUCGUCCUCCAGAGGUUCCUCCUGGUCUCAGGACGGGGCUCUGAGCAUCCUGAACAGCUUUGGACUGGAACCAGCAGAACUCGCUCUUCUUGCUGAACUUCCAGAAGACAUCCUGACCGUCGAAUCCCUUCCUCAAGUCCUCAAGCAGAUCAAGGGAAAGAGGGGCACCGUGAGACCUUUGAAUACUCCUUCCUCCUCUUCCUCUUCUUCUUAUCCCCCCAGAUCCUCCACCACCAGCAACUGGGAUCCUCCCCGCAACCAGUACCCACAGAGCCACUUAACACCCGGUAAUCUUUUACCAGAGCUGGAUAGCUGGGGGCAUCCCAUCACCUUCAACUCACCAUCGUCAUCCUCGUCCUCCAGCUACCAGGUGGACUUCAAACCAGGAGCUUCUGGGAAGACGGGCAGAAACAUGAGUCCAUUUCCCCCUAAAGACUACAACCAUGGACACUCUGAGUUCGGCAAGAAGGCCGAUGGUCCAGUUGUCUCUCAAGACUACAACUACAGACCAGGACCUUCUGAUUUUGGUAAGAUGGGCAAGGAUGCUGGUCCAGUUUCCUCUCUAGACUACGAUUCCAGACCUUCUGAUUUUGGUAAGACAGGCAGAAACGCCAGUCCAUUUUCCCCUAAAGACUACAACCAUGGACCCUCUGAGUUCGGCAAGAAAGUAGCUGGUCCAUCUGUCUCUCAAGACUACAACUACAGACCAGGACCUUCUGAUUUUGGUAAGAUGGGUAGAGAUGCAGGUCCAGUUUCUUCUGUAGACUACGAUUCCAGACCUUCUGAUUUCGGCAUGAUAGUUGCUGGUCCAGUUGUCUCUCAAGACUACAACUACGAUUCCAGACCUUCUGAUUUUGGCAACACGGGCAGAGAUGCCAGUCUAUUUCCCCCUAAAGACUACAACUACAGAACCUCUGAUUAUGUUCAGUCGAGUAGAGACGCCGCUCCACUUUCCUCUCUAGACUACAAACACGAAUCGGGACCUUCUGAUUACGGUAAGACGGGCCGAUACGCCAGUCCAGUUUCUUCUUUAGACUACAACCACGGAUCGGCACCGGCUGAUUUUGGUAAGAAAGGCAGCGUCGCCGGUCCAGUUUCCCCUAAAGACUACAACCAUGGACCCUCUGAGUUCGGCAAGAAAGCCGGUGGUCCACUUGUCUCUCAAGACUACAUCUACAUACCAGGACCUUCUGAUUUUGGUAAGAAAGGCAGCGUCUCUGGUCCAGUUUCCUCGCAGGUCCGACCCUCUUUCGGCUCUGCAGGACGGGACAAGAAACCCCGUCCUUCCUGUUUCUCUCAGCCGGUUCAGCAUUACGGUUCAGUUCCUCCUCCUCCUCCUGAAGAGCCGCUUCUGAAACCUGGUUCUGGUCGCGAUGGAGGAUCUGAGGUUUCUUCCAGGAUGCCGUCGAAGGAGAAAGCUCUGGAUUUCCACGGGAAGUCUCCACCAUCGUUCCCCUACUCUUCCUCUCUGUGCGACAUCACUGUCAUGUCAGAGAAGGUGUGGAUCAAACAUAUCAACGGGCCUCACCAUGCAGACGGACAGCUCAGCCUCCUGCAGCAUGCCGACAGCCAAUCAGAGAAGAAGAACGACGAGGCGAAACCCGCCCGGCAACAGGCAGCCAAUCAGAAGUCCUCCAACUCCCAGCCGAAGAACGCCCUCCAGAAGAAGGUGUCGGAGAAAUGUAAAGUGGUGUGUGUGAAGUUUCCGGCUCAGUCUGUGGACGAGGCAUACCUGAAGAAACUCACCGAACCAUUCGGGAAGAUCGUCAUGUUCCCGUCUCUGGCGUUUGUGGAGCUGGGCUCGGCGGACCAGGCAAGGGAUUUGGUGAAAUAUCACGAAAACUUUCCUCUGACUGUGAACGGAGCGGCGAUCGAGUUCAAACUGUCCAACACCUUCAGCUUCCUGCAGAGCUCACGGGUGGUGAGUUUCUGCCCGGCCCCGUCGGGCGAUGACAGCCAAUCAGAUCUUCUGACCAUCGUGAAGCGUUUCGGGGAGCCAAUCCUCACCCUGUUCCUGCCCUCCAAGGCGUACGUAGAGAUGAAGGACACUCCUGAGGCUCAGAAGCUGGUGGACUUCUACUCCUCCAGAGCUCUGAAGAUCAACAACAACUCCAUCACCGUGUCCUUUUCCGGAGAGUUCAAGACCCUCUCGGGAGUCGCAGCAGCAAAGAGCUACGAAGAAACGAUUUCCACCAAGAGGACGAGGAGUACGAGUCGAGAGGAAGAAGGCAAGAGGAAGAGGAGGAGCAGCAAAGAGAGGUCCAGGUCCACAGAUAAAAACACUAAAGAGGACAGAACCAAGUCCAGGUCCAGAGAGAAAUCUAAAGAUAAAGACAAGAAGAAGUUCAGGUCCAGAGAGAAAUCCAGCAUGAGCAAGUCAACCAGAACCAGGUCUAGAUCCAGAGAGAGGUCGAUCAAAGAGGAAAACACCAGGUCCAGAUCCAGGUCCAGAGACAAGACGACCAGAACUAGAUCUAGAUCCAGAGAGAGGGCGAUCAAAGAGGAAAACACCAGGUCCAGAUCCAGAGAAGAGUCCACAAGAGAGAGAAGGUCUGGCUCUAAGUCUAGGUCCAAACAUACAUCCAGCAGAGACAAGACGACCAGAACAAGGUCUAGAUCCAGAGAGAGGGCGAUCAAAGAGGAAAACACCAGGUCCAGAUCCAGAGAGAGGUCGAUCAAAGAGGAAAACACCAGGUCAAGAUCCAGGUCCAGAGACAAGACGACCAGAACUAGAUCUAGAUCCAGAGAGAAGUCGACGAAAGACGAAAACACCAGGUCCAAAUCCAGGUCCAAAUCCAGGUCCAGAGACAAGACGACCAGAACAAGGUCUAGAUCCAGAGAGAGGGCGAUCAAAGAGGAAAACACCAGGUCCAGAUCCAGAGAAGAGUCCACAAGAGAGAGAAGGUCCGGCUCUAAGUCCAGUCCCAGAGAGAAAUCCAGCAGCGGAUCCUCCGAGAAGAACCAGACCGAGACAAAGUCUGAGGAACCGGAAGAACCGGAGAAAACUGAGAAAACUGAGAAAACUGAGAAACUGGAGAAAACGGAGACGACCGACUCUGAUCCCGUCACAGACAUGAAACCUGCAGCUGAGGAAGAGGAGGAGGAGGAGGAAGAGGAAGAGGAGUCGUCUGCAGAGGAGAGCGACCUCGAGGGGAUGGAGAUGAUCGGAGAGGAUGGAGAGAGUCUGGAGGAAGACGAGGAGGAGGAGGAGGAGGAAGAGCACCGUCCUGCUGAGAGAACAGACUCACCUGGAGAAGGUCAAAAGGAGGAGGUGAAGGAUGGAGAGGAGGUGCCUAUAAAAGAGGAAGAGGAGGUGCCUAUAAGGCAGCAGGAGGAAGAGGUAAAUAUGGUAACAUCUAUAACUAAGUGGAUAACAGAAGUGGGCCACCGUGAUGGAGGGACUGAACAUAGGAUCGGACCAGAUACAAUGGAACCAGCAAAAGAGGGUAUUCCAAUGCGAGUUCAGCCCCCGCAGCCCAGAGGGAAUAGAAAAAAGCGGAGAGAGCUCCUUCAGCUUCGAUACACAAAACAUGACAGAUCCGACCACGGUGCCAAUAUCGUUCUAUCACCCAGAAAUGGAUCCCCGCCUCUCCUUAGUCAGGUCAUCACACUGGCUCAAUCACCAAGCCAGAGACCAACUGAUGAACGAAAAAAGGGCAGAGGCGCAAAGAUCUUCUUAUAUCCACAAAAAGAAACGAGAAAACACCAGGGGAGGAUCAAGAGCCCUCGCCAGGGUGAGCCGCCUAGUAAACGAAUCCAAGUUAAAUUGGAGCACACCGUUCCUCAAAGAAGAGGUGACCCUGGAACCAAGGCCCUACUACCUGAGACCAUUCAAGAAGCCGCGGCUCAACAACUAGAACAUGUUGAGCAACCUCCCCAUGAAGAUGAAGAAAAGGUGAAAAAACCACUCACCUUCAAAAUCACAGACAAGACAAAAAAUAAAUGUGACCCAGCGGACGCAAGACGAUGCGCGUCAUGGGCAGGAGAGUAUGUUGCAGGAGAACCCGUAGGAAUAUCACACAAUGUCCCACCAGGGUGGGUGAUAGCCACAUGGGGAGGCGACUACUUCAUCUGUCCGAAAGAAAGGUGUCCGUCUUACGGGAAAUGGCUGGACAAUGAAGAACCUCCCGUGCAUAUACAAGAUGCCUUGAAACCUCUGAUGACAAUAGUUUCAGAGGAAAAUGAUUUCCAAAGCCAGCAUAACCUGUUCGUUCUCCCAGAAAAUGAGGAUUGUGAUGACUGGCACCCGAUUGUUGAUGAUCAAACCAAAGGAAGAGCAGUGCUGUACACCCAUAGUCCCAUCGGAGGAUACAGAAAGUGCUGCAUCAGGUACUUUUCCAAUCCUAACAACUGGGACACUCUCGCGGGAUUCCGCUAUGGGGAAAGAGGUUUCCACCAUUUAACUUAUAUCUGGAAAUAUGAUGAAAACUGGCACCGAGCUCUGCUUGAUCGCUCAGCAAUGGUGUGGCAGAAUAAAGGUGAUAAAGAAUUCAACACAAAGGGGGGAAUCAAAAGCCUCCAAGUGACAUGUUUCAAAACCAACUCCAACAGCUCAUAUUUUGCAAUCACCGACGAUGGAUGUGGAAACAUGUAUAUGCUAACAGAUACAGGACGAAAUGGAUGCUAUGGAGAAGUCUGAGACAAACCGGGAAGUGCAUGGGCCGGAUGGAAUGAAGAUUUCAUAGAUGGUCAUGAUGGAAGAAGCUACAAAGGACACCCGGGAGACAGAAGUGUACCGGGAGGACGGAUACCAAGACCAAGGAUGAAGAAAAAACACAGUUCCAAAGGAGGAUGUUGAAGAAAGAUAGAAAAUGGAACAAUGUAUUUUAUUAUAUAAAAAGCUUAAAUAUGUUAAAAACGGUGUUAAAACUCUGUAUGCCAUAGUCAUGUAUCGUAUAGUUUAAUGCAAUUGCAACAGGAUGUAUAACAAGGAAAUGCUGAUAUGGGUUCUUUUCAAGGCCGAUGGAGCAACGUAUGCUCUGUCCUCGGGGAGAGUGAACUCUAUAACCCAAAGCAACAAACAGUGAAAUUCCUUAAUGUCACAGAAUCUUUUAACUUCUGUCAACAUGUGUCUGGCCCAACGCAUAACAAAGGUAACACAUUGGAUCUCGAUUUCACAAGUGGUCUAAAUAUCAGCAAUGUUUGUAUUGAAGAGCUAUCUGUUUCCGACCAUAAAGCCGUACUAUUUGUCAUGUCGUUGGAUAACGCUUAUGUUCAGGGGAAGCGAGUAAAAACCUCGCGUAUUUUAAAUAGCGCUGCGGUUGAGAAAUUUGUAACAGCUUUUGACAACAAUGUUUUGGUGUCGCAUGUUGAUGACGUUGAUUGUCUCGUCAACGCUUUCAAUACACACUGCUCCGCCAUUUUAGAUGACGUCGCUCCCAUGGUGACACGCAGCUCUCUAGCUGUAAACACAUCCCCCUGGUUAACAGAGGACACCCGUAUGCUGAAACGGCUUUGUCGCAAAGUUGAGCGGCUGUGGAAAACCACCAAUCUCCAGGUACACCGUCUCCAUCUGAAGGACCUUUACUGUGAUUACAACAAUUUGGUCAAAAAUGCCCGGGCUACCUAUUUUUCUAACCUCAUCUCCUCUAGUAAGCACAACCCCAGAGUACUAUUUAAAACCAUAAAUACGUUUGUAAACCCGUCCACCCCCUCAGUUCCUAUUUAUUCAAACGACGACUGCGACCGUUUUCUCACCUUUUUUAUAAACAAGGUAGCUGAUGUGAGGUCGAGCAUCACCCCCUCCCACUCCCCCCUCCCUAUCUGUCCAGUGAGGCAGGCCACGCUGAGUAAUUUCUCCUGCAUCACCAUAGCCGACCUGACCGCUGUAGUGAGCGCUAUGAAAUCCUCCUCAAGCCCUCUGGAUGCUUUAACGUCCAUGCUAACAGAAGUUUUUUCAUGUGUCGCUCCACCCCUGCUCCACAUUAUAAACCUCUCCAUUGCCUCUGGCUCCUUCUCAAAAAACCCAAUCUAGAUCCCUCCCUCCCGAAUAAUUACAGGCCCAUCUCAAAGCUCCCAUUUGUGUCAAAAGGUUUAGAAAAAGUUGUUGCUAAUCAACUCAAUACAUUUCUGAAUGACAAUAACAUCCUUGACAAAUUCCAAUCAGGUUUCAGAAAACACCACUCCACAGAAUCAGCUCUCCUCAGGGUCUCCAAUGACAUCAUGAUGGCAUCGGAUGCAGGCGAUUGCGUGGUUCUGGUGUUGUUGGACCUGAGUGCAGCGUUUGACACAGUGGACCACGCCAUCAUGCUAGAUAGACUCAGGGAGUGGGUAGGCAUCUCAGGGUCUGCCCUCCAGUGGUUUGCCUCGUACCUCAGUGGGAGAAGUUUCUCCGUGGCGGUGGGCCCGUUCUCAUCACACAGCACUCCCCUAUCCUGCGGCCUGCCCCAGGGUUCUGUUUUAGCCCCCCUUCUUUCUGCCCUGUACAUGCUCCCAUUGGGCUGCUUAAUUAGCCCAUUUGAGGGUGUCUCGUAUCACUGCUACGCAGAUGAUAUCCAGAUAUACUUCUCUUUCAGACCCGUCAAAAUGGAAAAUGUAAACACCCUCAUCACAUGUCUGUCUGCCAUUGAGGAGUGGAUGUCAAGCAACUUCCUACAGCUCAAUGCAUCAAAAACGGAAGUCUUGAUCUUAGCGGCUGAUAACAUCGCCUCUAAGGUAGCAAGCCACCUGGGUUCUUUCAGUGGUAACGUUAGGGCAAACAUCAAAAACCUUGGUGUAACUUUCGAUCAGUCUAUGCUACUAGACAAACACAUCAAACUCCUGACCCGUACCUGUUUUUUCCAUCUCAGGAACAUUGCCAAACUCAGGGGCUUUCUAUCCAACGCAGAACUGGAGAUGGCUAUCCAUGCCUUUAUUUCAUCCCGGCUUGAUUACUGUAAUGCUCUGUUCUCCUGCCUCAAUCAAACAUCAAUAAACCGGUUACAACAGGUCCAACAUGCUGCAGCCAGAUUGCUCACUCGCUCCAAAA
This is a messenger RNA of Trematomus bernacchii (emerald rockcod), 7306 nucleotides long. RefSeq lists its product as uncharacterized. Gene Ontology annotation, biological process: regulation of mRNA splicing, via spliceosome; regulation of cell cycle. Bases 179 to 4978 code for a protein of 1599 amino acids. The transcript is spliced from 14 exons. Gene Ontology annotation, molecular function: RNA binding. Lineage: Eukaryota; Metazoa; Chordata; Actinopteri; Perciformes; Nototheniidae. The record is from RefSeq and is a predicted model, not a curated record.